UACCGCCCCCAUCAUAGAAAAAUUCCAUCCUUUUCUCCAUUUUUAACUUGUUCAAGAUUUUAAACAAGGCGGUUACCGAAGAGCGAGCGGUGGUGAGAUUAGGAGCCUAGGCGGUUACCGAAGAGCGAGCGGUGAUGAGAUUAGGCGCCUAGGCGAUUACCGAAGACCAAGCGGCGGUCAGAUUAGGCAGUUACCGAAAAGCAAGCGGUGGCGAGAUUAGGCAGUUACGGAAGAGCAAGAUCCAGCGGCAAAAUCAAACACUGAGAAGAUCCAACGGCAGAAUCAACCCGUUGGAACGUGGCCACGUCUGUUCGUUGAAGAUAAUGGUGUUAUAGAGAUGAACGUGCAUCACAGGCAAGACUAAUGGUGGCUUGGAUGGAAAAGAAUCCAUGACGGCGGUUCUUCAGAUGUUCAAAGCCUAAGUGAAGUAUCAGCUCCUUAAGUGAUCGCCUUCACUGUUUCCGCAAUCCGUCGCCGUUGUCACGGUUCCUCAACUUCGUCGUCCUUGCUGCUACUCAUUGUCGCCGUUGUUAACUGAAAAAAAAUUCUUUUUGUUUCUAGGAAUCAAAAUUAAAAAUGAAAACGAAGAUCACCAUAACCGCCGCUGCAAUUACUUCCGUUAUUUUGUGGUUAUCUGUCGUAGCUCAUUCCGUCGCCGAUCAAAGCUUUAACCUCCGCCAGCACCUCUCUACUGUAUCAACAUACGGUGCCGUUAAAGACGUGGUUACUAAUUCGGUAGAGGAGUCUAAUUUGGCUGAGGGAUGUGUUCCUAUACAUUUAAAUCUUGUGGCAAGGCAUGGGACUCGUUCUCCUACCAAAAAACGGAUAAAGGAGUUAGACCAGUUGGCAUCUCAUUUGGAAGAACUUAUAAGAGAUGCCGAAGAUCAUCAGCUGUCUUUGCCGAAACUUCCUGCCUGGUUAAGGGGUUGGCAAUCUCCUUGGAAGGGGAAGUUGAAAGGUGGAGAGUUGAUUAGCAAGGGAGAAAAAGAAUUAUAUGAUCUUGGAAUCAGGACAAGAGAAAGAUUUCCAAAUUUGUUCAAACAAGAAUAUCACCCUGAUGUAUAUCCAAUAAAGGCGACUCAGGUUGCUCGAGCGUCAGCUAGUGCUGUUGCAUUUGGAAUUGGGCUCUUUAGUGAUAAGGGAAGUCUUGGACCAGGCAAUCAUCGAGCUUUUUCUGUUAUCAGCGAAAGCCGUGCAAGUGACAUAAUGCUUAGGUUUCAUGAUUGCUGUGAGAACUAUAAGGCUUUUAGGAAAAGCCAAGAGCCAGCUGUUGAUAAGCUUAAAGAACCUAUCUUAGAUGAAAUAACCGCUGCCUUGGUGAGCCGUUAUGGACUUAGUUUUACAAGGAAGGAUACUUCUUCUCUCUGGUUUCUUUGCAAACAGGAGGCAUCCCUCUUAAAUAUGACAAAUCAAGCUUGUAGCCUUUUCAAUUCUUCCGAGGUUGCUUUGCUGGGGUGGACAGAUGACUUGGAGGUGUUCUUAUUAAAGGGUUAUGGUAAAUCAAUAAACUAUCAUAUGGGAGUGCCGCUGCUUAAAGAUGUGUUUCAUUCUAUGGAGCAAGCUAUUAAGGCACAUGAGGAAAAACAUGCUCCCGGAAGUUAUGAAAAGGCAAGACUACGGUUUGCUCAUGCAGAGACUCUAAUUCCUUUUUCAUGUCUGCUAGGCCUAUUCCUUGAUGAAUCUGAAUUCCAAAAAAUACAGAGGGAUCAACCUUUGGAGCUUCCUCCGAGGCCGCCUCAUAAUAGAAAUUGGUGGGGCAGCAUCGUGGCGCCGUUUGCUGGGAACAACAUGCUGGUCUUGCAUAGUUGUCCAGCUGAUUCUUCAAGCAAGUAUCUUGUCCAAGUACUCCAUAAUGAACAUCCAAUUCCAAUGCCGGGUUGCAAUAAUUCUGAAUUCUGUCCAUUUGAAGUGUUCAAGGAAAAGAUAGUUGCUCCUCACAUUAAGCACGAGUUUUAUGCACUAUGUGACAGUAACUCGGAGAAAGUAGAGAAGAAGCCUGAAACUAGUAAGUUAUCGCAACUGUUUCAUUGGCUCUUCUCGCUGGGGAGAGACGAUACACAGCCCUCCAAAAAUGAAUUAUAGUUUGGUAUUCAAGAAACGCAGACAGACCCAUUCCGACUAGCUAUUUUUCCUUGGCGGCGCCUCAUUAUGUCUACGAUUUUCAGCCAAAGCCAGCUCAUCCCUUUAGCAGAGUUCGCCGGAUUUUUUGUGCUCCGAAUUCUUACAAUGCUCCUUGGAUUUUGAAGACUCCGCUCCCUGUUCUGAUCUUGUUUACAGUGCUGUUAGAACUUGGAAUUGAACCACUAAUGCGCUUUCAUUAAAGCUUCCAAUUGCUAACUCUUGUUCAAAUAACAAGUUUUUGAACAUUCCGACUUUAAAUAUCGAUUAAUCUCAACUUUGAACUUGUCUGUGA
Mercurialis annua (annual mercury) is the source of this 2413-nucleotide messenger RNA. RefSeq lists its product as uncharacterized. Lineage: Eukaryota; Viridiplantae; Streptophyta; Magnoliopsida; Malpighiales; Euphorbiaceae. Gene Ontology annotation, molecular function: acid phosphatase activity; inositol phosphate phosphatase activity. The transcript is spliced from 13 exons. The coding region runs from base 577 to 2082 and encodes 501 amino acids. The record is from RefSeq and is a predicted model, not a curated record.